Molecule: messenger RNA, 1641 nt
Organism: Scatophagus argus
Lineage: Eukaryota; Metazoa; Chordata; Actinopteri; Scatophagidae
Gene: gba3
Product: glucosidase, beta, acid 3
Exons: 5
Coding region: 193-1587 (464 amino acids)
Biological process (GO): carbohydrate metabolic process
Molecular function (GO): hydrolase activity, hydrolyzing O-glycosyl compounds
Source: RefSeq, a predicted model, not a curated record
CAAACGUUACGGCUCCUAAACGUCACAUCGCGGAUAGUUCCUGGUCUGGUGGCGUGCAUGGCUGCGUUGUUCCAGUACGUGAAAAUAACCAGUUUAAAUGUAAGAUUUCGAGGAAGCAUACAUAUUAGAUCAACACAACACAGUAAGGCGUUAGAAGCGCGCUGACUCGGAGUUCUAACACACAAAAAAAACAUGUUCCCAUGUGACUUUGCGUGGGGAGCGGCAACUGCAGCUUAUCAAAUAGAAGGUGGCUGGCAGGCAGACGGCAAGGGACCAAGUAUCUGGGACACAUUUUGUCACGAGAAAGGUAGAGUGUUUGGGGAGCAGAAUGGAGACGUGGGCUGUAACAGCUACGAGCUUUGGGAGAAGGACCUGCAGUGUAUCCAGCAGCUUGGCCUGACGCACUAUCGCCUGUCUCUCUCCUGGGCCCGCCUCCUGCCUGACGGGACCACACGACAUGUCAAUCAAAAAGGUGUACAGUACUACAACAAGGUGAUUGAUGAUUUGCUGGCCUGCAAUGUAUCACCCAUGGUCACCCUGUACCACUUUGACCUGCCUCAAGCUCUCCAAGAUCGGGGAGGCUGGAAAUCAGCAGGCAUAGCAAACAUCUUUGAUAGCUAUGCAAAGUUUUGUUUCCGAACGUUUGGCGACCGUGUGAAACUUUGGAUCACUAUCAACGAGCCAUAUGUGUGCGCCAAACUGGGCCAUGAAGAUGGCAUCCAUGCCCCAGGCUUAAAAGAACCGGGGACUGCUGCAUACCUGGUAGGCCAUAACAUGCUGCGUGCCCACGCCAUGGCCUGGCACAGCUACAACUCCUCCUACAGGACAAAGCAGAAGGGCGCUGUGUCUCUGGCCAUCAACAGCGACUGGCUUGAGCCGUCACGAGCAGGAUCCACCGAGGACAUCGCUGCCACAGAGCGCUGUCUAGCAUUUACACUUGGGUGGUUUGCCUGGCCUGUGUUUGUAACUGGGGAUUAUCCAGAAAUAAUGAGAUCUUCGAUCGACGCUCAACAUAAGAAGUUGGGAUACAGUGGCAGCUCAAGGUUGCCCAGUUUCUCAAAUGAUGAGCCUGCCAUUUUGGGCACAGCUGACUUCUUUGCGCUAAACUACUAUACGUCUCGUAAAGUGAAGCCAGGAGGAGGUUGUGGAAAGAUUUUGAGUAUGAACUGCGACCGAGACACAGAAGAAGAUUUGGAUCCGUCCUGGCCUAUUUGCGGUGUGUCCUGGCUCGCUGUAGUACCUCAUGGCUUAAGGAAACUUCUCAAGUAUAUAAAGGACACGUUCAACAACCCAGCAGUCUACAUUACAGAGAAUGGCUUCGCUCAGGUGGGGCCGCUCCAACUCGAGGAUGUCCAGCGCUCAGAGUUUUACAAGGACACCAUCCUGGAAGUGGCCAAAGCUGUACAAGAAGACGGGGUCAAUGUCCGUGGAUAUUUCGCAUGGUCGCUGCUGGACAACUUUGAAUGGGCUGAUGGAUUCAGUGUUCGUUUUGGAUUGUUCCAUGUGGACUUUGAGGACCCCAAGCUAAGCCGAACUAUGUACCUGUCCGGACGGGAGUACGCAAAGAUUAUCUUGAAAUAUAAAUGAGGUUGAGGUUGUUUUUUAAAUACAUCUCUAAUAAACAAGCAGUUUUUGUUGAAC